UUUCAGAAUGAAGUUUGCCAUUGGCUUCCUGCAGUUCAUGCACAGUAGGAGAAACAUCACCCAACUUUUGGAGAGGAUCGGGAGCUACUUCGGUGACAACAGGGCUCAGUUGAUCACUGUGCUGGAGGUUCGCCAGGGCUCUUUCAUCAUAUCCUGGACCAACAACUCAUUGACAGGAGCAACAUGUCCUUCAGAUACAAUCAGACAACUGUAUGCUCACAUGGUGCGCAGGGACGGAGCUGUUAGGCAGACCUUCAGUCGCCACAUUGGACGACAUCUUCACCUGAAAGAGGUGCAGCUGCAGCCCUGGGGGGCUUGUGUGGCACCUGCCAGCACCACUGUGGCCAGUACCAGCACCAGCACCAAGUCAACAAGCACACAUCUAGUGUCAGAAAUAAAAGCAGGUCAUGGAUUCAGUGUCUGGGCUCACGUCAUCUUGCCUGUCUUGAUCGCAGUCUUAGUUUUCAUUCUCAUAAUACUGGUCAUCAUUUUCUGCAAUCGCAGACGCAGACAACAACAAGCAAAUUUCAACGCUGAAAAGGAAGUCAUCUCCAACGAUGCUAAUCCGGUUAUCCUCCCCAGUGAAUGUGCACCUGAGGAUCUGUCAUCUAAACCAAGAGAUUCGCAACUUUUACCUACAGCUGAUUUACAACCUAAUCAAAACAUGACUGCCGGAUCUUCCCAGGUCAAAAAUAAUCUAAAUCGUGACCAGGAAAGAGCCAGAAAGAGUCGAGAUAAUCGAGAGGCAGAGUGGCUGAAUAAAGAUACUCCAAUUAGUGACUCUGAGUGUGAGAGAGACUUGAGCAGAAACUUCCAUCGCAAACAUGCCAAGGACAGUAUUUCUGGGCGGAGACCUAGGGAUCCUGACAGAACAAGCAGAGUAAGUGCCUCGUCCACCCUGUCCUGGGAUCGGCCCAACAAUCAUUAUCUUGAAGAAGAGGCAGGCUCCAGAAGUAGCACACUGAAGUCAACCAAGUCGGCAGCUUCUGACAAGAGACACCGCAGAAGUCCACCUCCAUACUGGCAACACCAGACAGACCCACCUCCCUACAGAAUGCCCCCGCCAUAUUUAAGCAAUAACUCAACACUAAUGUGA
Molecule: messenger RNA, 1096 nt
Organism: Candidula unifasciata
Lineage: Eukaryota; Metazoa; Mollusca; Gastropoda; Stylommatophora; Geomitridae
Source: the annotation of a GenBank genome assembly